Seriola aureovittata is the source of this 2210-nucleotide messenger RNA. It is a transcript of the gene prim2, whose product is annotated as DNA primase subunit 2. The transcript is spliced from 14 exons. The coding region runs from base 83 to 1633 and encodes 516 amino acids. NCBI's taxonomy places the organism in Eukaryota, Metazoa, Chordata, Actinopteri, Carangiformes, Carangidae. Gene Ontology annotation, cellular component: alpha DNA polymerase:primase complex. Gene Ontology annotation, biological process: DNA replication, synthesis of primer. The record is from RefSeq and is a predicted model, not a curated record.
GUUUACCCGCGUUUGUUGAACAGCCCACUUUGUUUGGCGGGAUUGAGUUUGGAGGCAGCUGCUUCAUCAUCUAAUCGGCAAAAUGCAGUUUGGUAGCAGAAGAAAGAAGAUUGACACCAGCCCUCAGACGGAGCUCUAUGGACAUGCUCUGCAGUUCUAUGUGCAGCCUCCGCUUGAAAACAUCUCUCUCUCUGAAUUUGAGACAUUUGCUGUGGACAGAGUGAAAUUGUUGAAGACCAUUGAGAAUUUGGGAGUGAGCUACGUGAAACUGUCAGAAGACUACAAAAAGAAACUGUGGAAUGAGUCUAGAAACCUGAACUUUCCUUACAAACUAGAGGCUUCUGUCAAGGAUGAAAAAAAGUCUCAGAUUGGACAAGAUGAAUAUGAGAAACGAAGAAAGGAUCAUAUCUCCCACUUCAUUCUCAGGCUCGCCUACUGCCAAACGGAAGAUCUCAGGCGGUGGUUUAUACAGCAGGAAGUUGAUCUUUUCCGCUACCGUUUCGAUGGCAUGCUUUCAGAUCAAAAACGUGAAUUUCUGCACAGAAAUAAUCUGCAAUAUAACACAAUUACUGUCGAGGAGAAGAAGGCUCUGCAGGAAAAGCUUGUCAUCUCCAGUUACGCCGUCAGUGGAGUCACUGUUGAGAGUCAGGACUUCUACAAAGUUCCCUUUCAAGAUGCCCUGGAUCUAGUGCGAACAAGGAAAGUGUACCUCAAAGCAGGCUACGUGUACAUCCCUCAUCAGGACAUUGUCACCAUUGUUCUCAAUGAUUUUCGCACAAGGCUAUCUAAAGCUCUCGCGCUGACUGCCCGCUCACUACCAGCAGUGCAUUCUGAUGAACGUCUCCAACCGCUCCUUAACCACCUCAGUCAUGCCUAUGUGGGACAGGAUUACAGCAUCCAGAAGAAUGUUGGGAAAAUCUCCUUGGAACAAAUUGAUUCACUUUCAGGAAAGUCGUUCCCGCUGUGCAUGAAGCAGCUCCACCAGUCACUGAGAGAGAACCACCAUCUCCGCCAUGGGGGACGUAUGCAGUACGGCCUCUUCCUCAAAGGUAUCGGCCUCUCUCUGGAGCAGGCGCUGCAGUUCUGGAGGUCAGAGUUCACCAGAGGGAAAGUGGAUGCAGACAAGUUUGACAAAGCAUAUGCCUACAGCAUCCGCCACAUGUUUGGCAAAGAAGGCAAGCGAACAGACUACACCCCCUACAGCUGCAUGAAGGUGAUUUUAUCAAACCCACCCAGCCAAGGCGACCAUCAUGGAUGCCCAUUUCGCCACAGUGACCCAGAGCUACUGAAGCAGAAGCUUCAGUUCUACAAAGUGUCUCCCAGUGGAAUCAGUCAGAUCCUGGAGCUGGUUAAAGGAAUGCACUAUCAGCUGGCAUGCCAGAAGUACUUUGAGCUGACUCACAAUUUUGAGGACUCCAAUUUUUCGCUCAACCACCCCAACCAGUACUUCAUAGAGAGCCAGAGAGUUUUGGGCGGCGGCAAGGAUAUUAAGCGAGAGAUGGAGGCUCCACAGAGGUUGCAGGAAAACUCUGCUGCCAAAGGAUCCACUGCAGCACGAGAAGCAGCAGCAAACGCCCCCCAGGAUUUGGCCGAGAUGACGGAGGAGCUGGACUCUUUCUUUCAAGACGCCUGAUUUUUUUUUUUUAAAACAUUUUUUUAAUUCUUUUUUUUUCUUUCUUUCUUUUUUUUUUUUUUUACUUUUAUACAUGUAGAAAUAAAUGUCUGUCUUUUCUAUGAGGGAUGAAGGUGGGUGGGGGGCGGGGUCCAUAUUUACAUGAUUUGAAGACUCUGUUUCUGACAUGUAUUAAAGUUGCAUAUCAGUAAUCUUUCAAUGAUCGAGUCCACUUUAAAACACAGCAGGGUCUGAGUUAGCCUCUAAGCGACAUCUUCUUAAUCUCAGCAUUACAUUUUCUACCUGAUCAAAUUCCUUGUUAGCGUCUGUGAGGCUGCAUCAUUCAUUUUUGCCGUUUAACCCAUGCGUUAAAAGUAGUCUCUUGGUUUGUUUUCUUUCUUUGUUUUCACUCUGGUCUGGACUCAGAUGGCUUAUACCCAGUCUCAGUGCACAGUGUUUUGGCAGGGACGCAGUUUUGGGGGUGAUGACUAGAACAUUUCCCAGCUGUCUCAGAAACAAUGUCAUUGUAUUUGCUGGCAGGAGUAUGGAUGAAUGGUGGCAGGAGGAUGGAUGAAAAUAAAUAAUUUCCACAGUUGUA